Messenger RNA from Rhizoctonia solani, 3243 nucleotides. RefSeq names its product Retrotransposable element Tf2 protein. The coding region runs from base 1 to 3243 and encodes 1080 amino acids. The transcript has 2 exons. Lineage: Eukaryota; Fungi; Basidiomycota; Agaricomycetes; Cantharellales; Ceratobasidiaceae. The record is from RefSeq and is a predicted model, not a curated record. Gene Ontology annotation, biological process: DNA integration. Gene Ontology annotation, molecular function: nucleic acid binding.
AUGAACAACUACCCGGCAGACCCUCUAAAAACCCUCAUUGACUCAGGAGCCACAUCAAACUUCAUCUCUCCCUCGAUCGUGGAAAAAUAUAAAAUCCCAAAAACCCAACUUGAAAAUCCACAAGUUGUGAGAAUGUUAGAUGGUACUAUCUCCCAGACUGGUUGCAUUUGGCACCAGGUACAACUUGCGGUCUCGGCCAAUGGCCACCCCCACACUAUCCCAUUUCUUGUUUGCCCCAUUGGCAACACCCCAGCAAUCUUAGGCAUGACAUGGUUAACGGCAGAAGCCCCUCUUAUUGAUUGGCAACAGGGACUAGUCACAUUCCCUGAACAAGUUCAGAUUGCCUCCGAGGAAGAAGCAGACUCAGACCCAUUGGUAGACCUUCCUCCCCAGUACCACGAGUUUGCUAAAGUCUUUGGUGAGGAAGAAUUUAAGGUCCUCCCUCCACAUAGGGAGUACGACAUCUCCAUAGACCUUAUUCCAGAUGCCAAACUAACCCCUGGUCCCAUAUACGGCAUGACUGAUGCGGAAUCUAAAGCACUCAAACAACACAUUGACAAGGAAUUAGCCACAGGCAAGAUCCGCCCUAGUACCUCCUCAACAGGCGCCCCGGUCAUGUUUGUGAAGAAGGCAGAUGGAUCUCUUAGGCUGGUUGUGGAUUACCAAAAACUCAAUGAUGCAACCCACAAAAACGUAUACCCGCUCCCAAGACAGGAUGACCUCAUGGCAAAGUUAAGGCAUGCCAAGAUAUUUACAAAGCUCGACUUACGCUGGGGCUACAAUAAUGUCAGGGUCAAGGAAGGAGAUGAGUGGAAAACAGCGUUUAGAACUAAAUACGGGCUGUUUGAGUAUCUAGUCAUGCCUUUUGGCCUCACCAACGCCCCAGCCGCCUUCCAGCACUUUAUGAACAAUCUAUUCAGGGACCUGAUUGACGUAACCGUGGUUAUCUAUCUAGACAACAUCCUCAUCUUCUCUGAAAAACCAGAAGACCACCCAGCUCAUCUGUCCAAGUGCCAUUUUCACGUCAAUACGGUAGAUUACUUGGGUAUUGUCAUAUCACCUGCCGGCUUCUCCAUGGACCAGAAAAAGAUUGAGGCAGUCACGUCAUGGCCACAACCCAAGACAGUUAAACAAGUUCAAGCUUUUCUAGGGUUCGUAAAUUACCUCCGCAGAUUCAUCCCCAACUUUAGCUCUGUCGCGCGCCCCCUGCAUAAUCUCACCAAAAAAGAAACCCCUUGGUCAUGGGGUAACCUAGAAGAGGCCGCAUUCCAGGAACUAAAGCUUCUUGUCACCCAAUCACCAGUCCUUGUCCAUUCCAACCCGGAUCUACCCUAUUACCUUGAAACAGACGCAUCAGGAGUAGCAAUGGGAGCCAUACUCAGUCAACGAGGUCUAGACAAUCGGCUUCAUCCAGUAGCAUACAUGUCCAAAUCCUUCUCCGGCGCUGAAGCUAAUUAUGACACACACAACAAGGAGUUAUUGGCAAUCAUUAAAGCACUGGAGGAAUGGCGAAUCUUCUUAGAAGCAACGGAUAGACCCAUUCAGGUGUUCACUGACCAUUGGAACCUGGAGUACUGGAUGCAGGCACGAACCUUCAAUUGUAGACACGCCCAGUGGCGCACCUUCCUGAGCAAUUUCAAUUUUGAGAUCCAUUACCGCCCGGGAAAACAGUCAGGGAAGCCAGAUGCCCUAUCCAGAAGAUCGGACUACACGGAUGAACCAAGAAAACCGGAGGUCAUGCUCCCAGCAGAAGUGUUUGCAAAUACGUCGGAAGAGGAACUUGAUAUUGUCACAGAAAUACGUUCCAGGUUAAGGGAAGACCCUUCCCUGGACCAGAUCAUCCAAUUCCUGACAGAAGAUGCAGAUAAUGCGCCUCCCUCCAUCCGAAAGGCCUAUCGGGAUUAUGACUGGGAGGAAGAUCUCCUAUGGUAUCGCGGAAAAUUGGUAGUACCGGACUUUGAACCUCUGAAGGAUCGGUUACUUAAGGAAUUCCAUGACUCCCCGCUAGCGGGCCAUCCAGGGCAACAGAGAACCUUGGAACUCCUCAGUCAAAACUACUGGUGGCCAGGCAUGAAGUCAUCAGCCAAGGAAUGGGUAGAGUGCUGUCCCACCUGCCAAGCCAAUCAACGCGCUCACAACCCGGUCAUCUCCCUAAAACCCCUAGAAGUCCCACCAUUUCCCUUCCACACCAUCUCUUACAAUUUCAUUACGGGGUUCCCCAGAUCAAACGGACACGAUGCAAUCCUAGUGGUCAUUGAUUCUUUUUCUAAGUUUGGGCACUUCAUUCCAACCUCAAAGAAGGUCACAGCCAAGGGUCUGGCGGAUCUAUUUGUCAGUCACGUAUGGAAGCUGCACGGGUUACCAAUCAAAACCAUCUUGGAUAGAGGCACCACUUUUACAGGAAAAUUCCUUAGGGCUCUCUACCAAAGGUUGGGAAUCAAGCCAUUGUUUUCCUCAGCUUACCACCCGGAAUCAGACGGUCAAACAGAGAGGGUAAAUCAGUUCAUUGAAUUCUACCUUUGUUCCUACGUAGCCGCGGAUCACUCAGACUGGGCCACAUGGUUACCUUUGGCGGAAUACGCGUAUAACAACGCCAAACACGCGUCUACAGGAAAGACACCCUUUGAAUUGGUCUACGGAAAAAACCCAGUGAUGAAUCCCUCCAACGUACCGUCCAACGUACCAGAAGCGGACCAGCUAGCGGACACCCUGGCCAACGAAUGGAAGGAGGCCAAAUCCGCCCUCAGAAUGAGCAAGGAAAAAAUGAUCAGGGACAAAGGAACCACUCCCAAAUACUCAAUUGGCGAAAUGGUCUGGCUAGAUGGAAAAAACGUGGAACUCAGGUCCAAUUCCAAUAAACUGGACCCAAGGAGACUAGGCCCUUUUGAGGUCUUAGAAAAAAUUUCCAGUCACGCUUACCGUCUAAAGCUGCCGGAAACUCUGAAGAUCCACAAUGUAUUCUACGUAGGACUAUUAUCCAAAGUCCACAAAUCCCCUAGUCAACCGUUUCCAGAACAACCCCCUCCAGAAACAAUUGAAGGGGAAGAAGAGUACAAAGUGGAACAGAUCAUCGACUCCAAAAGGCAACGAGGGAAAUGGUUCUAUCUGAUCAAAUGGAAGGGUUACGGUCCAGAAGACAAUUCCUGGGAACCAGAAGAACUCCUGGAGCACAGCCAGGAAGAAAUUCAACGUUUCAACAAGUUGCGACUGAAAAAGGCUCGUGACUCCGCCAAGAGCCUUUAA